Molecule: messenger RNA, 1135 nt
Organism: Dioscorea cayenensis subsp. rotundata (Guinea yam)
Lineage: Eukaryota; Viridiplantae; Streptophyta; Magnoliopsida; Dioscoreales; Dioscoreaceae
Product: glycolipid transfer protein 3-like
Exons: 6
Coding region: 235-885 (216 amino acids)
Biological process (GO): ceramide transport; intermembrane lipid transfer
Cellular component (GO): cytosol; membrane; cytoplasm
Molecular function (GO): ceramide 1-phosphate binding; ceramide 1-phosphate transfer activity
Source: RefSeq, a predicted model, not a curated record
AAUUUGAUUUAGACAUGAAAAAGACAAACCUGGACUGCUUACCAUGCAUCAACAGUUAUUUUGGAUAUUAUCAAUAACCAUUAAUUAUACUAAAUCAACUCAAUAAAAAAUUUGAGACAGAGAUGAUGAUGGCAGCCAUGGCUAUGCAAUGAAGAGUUGUUCUACUUCUCCUGUAGUUGACUUUAAAAACCUCUAGUGAGGAGGGAAGCCAUAGGAAUUGUGAGUAGUGAAGCCAUGACAAGAAGUAAAGGAGGAGAGAUGGAGAAAAGGUGGCCAGAGAUAAGGUUAGCAGUGAAAGAACUGUCUUUGUUGCAGCAUGAGGACCAGAAGGCUCCCACCAUGGCUUUCUUGUGUGUUUCCAAGCUCCUUGUCAAUGUCCUUGAUGAGAUUGGGCCAACAAUGGUUGUGCUGAGAGAGGACAUGCAGAGGAAUAUCGAGAGAGUUGAAGAGAUUUACUUAUCUAAUCCAUCAAUAUUUUCAAGUCUGGAGGAAGUAUUGCAAAGCGAUGUCGACAGUGGACUUGCGAGGAAAGGCGAUAGUUUUUCCAAAGCUGUGUUAUGGCUUGCUAGGUCUCUGAAUUUUAGCUUAGCUUUAUUGGAACAACUAGUGAAGGAUUCGGACGCAAGCCUUGCUCUAGUGGUGGAAGAAGCAUACCAACUCACAAUAAAACCAUGGCAUGGGUGGAUUUCAAGGGCUGCUUAUAAGGUAGCAAUGAAGCUGAUUCCUGAGAGAGAAGAUUUUGUAGCAUUGCUGAUGAAGCAAGAACAGGACUAUGAUGCGCUGAAAAGUGAUAUAAAAGAAUUCGUAUCAUUGUUCAAGCCUCUUCUUGAUGAAAUCCAAGCCAUUUUGAAAAAGUUUCGAUUGGAUAGAUUGAAGUCUACGUAAUGGCAAACUCUUCUUCAAUGUGUCAUGUGUACAUAGCUUUCACUCUGUAAAUUAAGCCAAGUGUGGGUUUUCUGCAAUGAUCUUAACAGUAUAUAUGUCUUGAAAAAUAUUGUGGAUCGCAAUGGAGUUAGAAGACAACACUAACAGUUUGUCCAGUUUAUGUUGUAUAUAACUAAUAAAGCACCGUCUUUUGUGAAAAUUUUGAUGAUAUUUAAAUUCGAAAGAAUGGGAAUUGCAAUCUUUUGUUUCU